Molecule: messenger RNA, 3703 nt
Organism: Cyclopterus lumpus (lumpfish)
Lineage: Eukaryota; Metazoa; Chordata; Actinopteri; Perciformes; Cyclopteridae
Gene: gtf3c2
Product: general transcription factor IIIC, polypeptide 2, beta
Exons: 20
Coding region: 574-3366 (930 amino acids)
Biological process (GO): transcription by RNA polymerase III
Cellular component (GO): transcription factor TFIIIC complex
Molecular function (GO): protein binding
Source: RefSeq, a predicted model, not a curated record
GUCGGUGUAACGGCGGAACGUCCUCUCGGUGUCACCGGCCGGUUGUUUUAAAGAGGCUAUGAAAUACGUAACUGUGACGUAGGCAAGCGCGAGACUCCGCGAGCCACUUCAGCCGGUUAGCAGUUAGCCGUGUGCGGCGUUAGCUCGAUUAGCUCACCGGACCGGGGGUGUGGAGACACUUUAAAUAACUUUAUACUCGCGUGUUUGACAUUUGAAACGGAAGCCGAAUUAACGGGUGGUUAAAACGCGGAUGUAAUAGUCAACCGCCGGUAUUUAUAGCACCGAUUUACGGUUAAGAGCACGGAAGCGAACAUUAAACCGUCACAAUACCGGACGAGGUUUGGUCUCUUUUGGUUCUAACGCGAUAUCGAGACCACCUCGAGACCUCCCCCGGUACUGUGCCUGUCUCCCCGGUACCGUGCCCGUCUCCCCGGUACCGUGCCCGUCUCCCCCGGUGCAUGUUGUUAAACUAACUUACCUCUCCGGUCAUGUUGUUUAUGUGAUUACAGGCUGUUGAAUUGUGGCUGACAACUUUGAGGAAACGCUGAGCACAGCACAAGAAGCACCGGGCCGAUGGAUCCCGUUGACUCUGGACCAGGGCAAGACCAGCCGCCAGAUUUAACAUACAGCUCCAGAGGACGACAACGGAGGAAAAAUAGCAGAUAUUGUGAUUAUGAAGUUGAUGUUUCGUCGGAUGUGCAAUGUUCUAAAAAAACCCCGCAAAGAGCGAAUGGAGGAGCAGGAGGAGCCGCUGCUAAGAGAACUCCGGUAAAGAAAGGCAAAGCUGAGAACGCCACGCCGAAGUCCGAAAAUGAGAAACGAGAAGCCACCGACGAAUCACCUCAGGGUGGGACUCCUGGGGAGGAAACUCCUAAAAAGGCGCCGAGAGCCAAAAAGACGCCGACGCCGCCGAAGAAGAAGACUUCCGCCAAAAGAACUCCCGCCAAGGCAACCCCCGCCGCCGAUGGGGUGGGUGGUGGUGGUGGUGGUGUUGUUGUUGUAGUCGUCGACGACGACGCGCAGCUGGAAAACGGGACGCCGAAGCCAAAGAGACGGUACGUGAGGAAGCAGCCGCCAAAGGAACCCGUUGCAGAACCGCCGCGCCAGCCUCCGGUCGAACCCGAGGAGGAGACCACGCCGAGCGGGCGCCACAGGAGAGGCGCCGCUAAAGCGGCGCUGAAGUACCUCCACAUUUUGGCAAAAGAAGUGUUCAAUGACGAGUUGGGCCGUUGUCCACGGGGAAAGACUCAAAGUCCCAAAGGAAGCAAAGGGCGUAAAGGCCCAAAGAGGAAACGUUGCGACAGCGUUGCUGCAAAAGACGAGGACUUCGUUCCGGGUGUUGAAGAAGAAGAAGAGGAAGAAGAGGAGGAGGAGAUCGAAGGGAUGGAAGACGAAGAGGACGCGUCGUACUCUGACUAUGACUCGGAGACGACGACUCACGUGAGCCAGAGCCGCAAAACCCCCAACGGGCUCACGAGCAACGUGAUGCAGACGGUGUGGGACUCCAUGGACACGGUCAAGCAGUUCCGGGAGGAGCACUACAGCAGCUGGGUGUUCCCAGAGUGGGUCGUCUCCACCGAGGUCUGGCACCUCGUACCACCAAGUGAUUUGGAGAAAUACCUGCCUCAGGAGCUUCAGUCGGCUGCUUUCAGAGUGUCCAGAGAUGGCCUCAGAAAGGAGGAGACGCCUCUGCAGAGACUCGGCAGGUUCACGGCGAACCCCGCUCACCCGGACCGCUGGGACAUGUUGCUGUAUGCGGGUGGACCGGUCUGGGCUAUGGAGUGGUGUCCUACGCCCGACAGCGUCGAGGCGUCCCAGUACAUCGCUCUGGCCUGCCAUCGAGGGAUGGAAGACGAGCACUGUGUCAACAAGACGCACAGCGGAGUCGGACUCAUUCAGCUGUGGCACCUGGGCACGCUGAAGUACAACAGCAGACCGGACUCUCAGCCGGCCUUGGCCUACGGCUUGGCCCAGGACCAAGGCUUCGUCUGGACUCUGAAGUGGUGUCCUGCAGGAGGCUGGGAGCUCCCCAGCUGUGACAGAAAGGCUCCGUUCCUGCCCAGACUGGGUCUUCUGGCUGUCGCCACCUCCAACAGUGUGGUCACCAUUUACAGCCUGCCCCACCCAGACGCUCUGCACUCCAGCAACGGGCAAACUGGAAAAGCCGGUGAACAGCUGCCGAUUUACCAGGCAGAAGGAGUGUUAACACUGAAGCUGGGCUCCCUCAAAGCCCCUCGCCAUGAGAAGAGUGGGCGAGUCCUGUCCAUGGAUUGGCUGCCUAAGAAACCACACAAUAUAAUGGCUAUCGGAUUUUAUGACGGAGUUGUAGGUCUGUGGGAUCUCACCACAAAGUCGUCACUCUUGCGACUGCAGGACUCGGGCUCUCUGACCCUGCUGCCCUAUCGGUGCCUUCUGGCUCACGACAACGCUGUCCUGGCGCUGGCCUUCUGCCCCGCCUCCAGGUUCUUGCUGGUCACGGCAGGUGAAGACCGCUACGUGAAGACCUGGGACCUGAGGAGGCUCUACGAGCCCAUCACGGUUCAGAAGCGCUACCUGACCAACGAGAUCUACUGGCCCCUCAACGCACCCGGAGUCCUGUUGGCCCAGGAGAACGCCUACGCCCCGUACGGUUCACAGGGGGUGCAUUACUUCGACCAUCACUUGCGCGCCAUCUUCGCAGUUCCUCGGACCAGCACCGUGUGGUCCAUCUCGUACACCGAGUGGUUGAACAGCGUGGUGACGGCCGACGGCCUCGGGGAGGUGAUCCUCUGCCUGCUGCCUCAGAUAGGCGUCAUCCCUCACUACAUCAAGCGCACGCUGGACCGCCGCUUUCCCGUCUACCUCACGUCUCUGGUGCCUCACGAUGCCAGCGAAGAAGAGGAUCGAGAGAGGGGAGCAGCGGAGAAGGAGGAGGAGGAGGAGAAGGUGGAGGGCGACGUCGUCGAUGAACAGGAAGGAGGAGAUGCCGGAGGAGAGGAGGAGGAGGAGGAGGGGAACGGCGGAGGACGAGGUAGAAAGGAUGAAGGUCCUCCUCUGCGGUUCCAGACGUACGAGGAGGCCGUGAAGAAGAACUGGCUCCAGCACACGGACAACGACAUGCGGACCUUCGCGAGAAGUGAGAAGCGAGCGGUGUGGAAACGCAUGAGAGACACGGAGCUGAAGACCAAGCUGAACAUGGACGAGAUGCCCCUGGCUGCACUGCACAAGGUGCGUUUCAACCCCAACAUGUGCUGCCACACCUGGUUGGCGUCCGGGGGCCAGUCGGGCCUGGUCCGAAUGAACUGUCUGAGGGCCAUGAUCGGCCCCCAGUCCAAGAAGAUCAUGAGUGGGAACCGGGCCCAGUUCAAAGACCACGAGGAGCUAUAACACCACGUCCAGCUCGAAGGUGGAUCACAAACACACAUGCAAGUCUGCAAAAAACGAGGUGUUUCUUAAAAGUUUCCUCCUCCACGAACCGUUUUUACUUCCCCACCCAAAUGUCUCACAGGCGCACUUUUUUUUUUUUUUUUUUUUUUUUUUUUUUUAUCAACGUUUUGCAUUCUCCGCCUCCACGAAGAUGGAUUCCAGUUUAUGAAUGUAAAUAAUCGGCUGCAUUUACUGUUGUCUCAGGAAAAAACACACAAAAAAAACACAUUUUUAAAUUGAUAUUAACCACGAAAGAAAUCUGCGUUCGGCUGACAUCUAGUGGUUAAAGUUGUGUACU